AUGCCUCCUCAGCACGUCGAGAUCGCAGAGACCAUCGCGGGGCUCAAACGAGCUAUCCGUAGGGAAAAAGAAGCUCCCACAAACCAGCCCAUUCACGGUGCGACCAACAGAGGAAACAAGUUGAGAUAUGGUGCCAAUAACGUCCACUCUGGUGCCCUUCCAUACCCGCAUAGUAUCGAGGGCUAUAAACAGAAGAUCGAACACGCUGGAUAUACGCGCUACAUCCUCGACAGAAAUCCCAGGCGAUACAACGAAUAUGGCGAUGAACUAGGUGACAGCGAAAGCGAUACAGAAGCAGACGAAGAUGCGCAGGACGAAAACCCAUACAGCGGGAUUCGCAUUGAGGAGCUCUUGGGCCCUCUUAAGCACCCCUCCGAACUUGCAACGCAUCCCACUUUGUCCCUCCCCUUCCUCGAUCCUGCUCUCCCCGAAAUGGUCAGGACUACCGAAGACAAACUGCGCCAGGAGAGAGCCAAUCUUUGGCGCGCAAAGAACCAGAACAGACAUUUUAUUGGUGAUGAAUCUUGGAUUCCAUCCCAGGUUACAGAAGGUUUGGACGAUUGGGAUUUGUUCGAGCCCAAACCUAGGUUGCCCGCCCUCUCACCUCGCAAAAAGCGAAAGACAUCAAGGAACGGGAUCCUCCAAAAUGGUAUUGACGGACGUGACCACGCCAAUUCUGGAGACCACGGCACUGCGGCUGCACUCGACAAAGAUAAUCCAUCGCCAAAGGACACUUCAACUGUGGAAACUCCUGACAAUGAACAAAAAGUGGCGGAAUCAACAAAAGCCUCAGCCACUCACGAGGUUGAUAUGUCUGAAGCAGAUCAACCAGCUACCAAUGGCGUACAUGAAGAUGCCGAUCCUGGCGAAGACAACAGGUCUGGCGUGAAACAAGCCCAAGAUGGGGAAGAUUCGAACAGCCUAGAUGCCGCAGACAAAAUGGACACUGACACAGAAGAGCAAAACGACGAAGAGCUCCCCAACGAUGGCACACCGGAAGCACCUACACGAAGAAUCACACGAGCACGUGCAGCCGAGCAAGAGGAGUCAACGGCCGACUCCCCCCAUUUCUCUACUACGACGACCGAUUCAUCACUACUCCAAAUCGACCCCUUAUUCCUCCUACCACCAUCAUUGGCCGCAAGCCAACGAGCCCCAAGACACCUAGCCCGCCUCGGCCUACCGGUCGAAGAAUUCCUCGAGACCAGACGCCUGUUGACCAUGUACAUACAAAAGCAAGAAGAAAGCAUCCGUGGCUACGAAGCACUUCUGGCGAAGCUGAUAAGGGCGAAGAGAAUGCGCGACAAGGUUUGGGAGUGGUGCAAAGCCGAAGGACACGUGGGCGAGUGGUCAGACGGCGAAGACUGGAUCGAUGCCGAAGCCUGGGGCCUGCAGCCGGAAGAGCUGAAGAAGGGUAAGGACGAGGAGGAGGUCGAGGGCCAGGAAGACACAGGCAGGAAGGGCAAGCGCCGCCGCAGAGACUAG
Molecule: messenger RNA, 1485 nt
Organism: Exophiala bonariae
Lineage: Eukaryota; Fungi; Ascomycota; Eurotiomycetes; Chaetothyriales; Herpotrichiellaceae
Exons: 4
Coding region: 1-1485 (494 amino acids)
Biological process (GO): negative regulation of silent mating-type cassette heterochromatin formation; negative regulation of rDNA heterochromatin formation
Cellular component (GO): cytosol; Rpd3L complex
Source: RefSeq, a predicted model, not a curated record